This is a messenger RNA of Octopus bimaculoides (California two-spot octopus), 1247 nucleotides long. RefSeq names its product replication termination factor 2. Gene Ontology annotation, biological process: mitotic DNA replication termination. NCBI's taxonomy places the organism in Eukaryota, Metazoa, Mollusca, Cephalopoda, Octopoda, Octopodidae. The record is from RefSeq and is a predicted model, not a curated record. Gene Ontology annotation, cellular component: nucleus.
UCAUACAUAGACACUCAAUAUAAAUCAAUGGUGUUCAAAGUACGAAAAUCAGGUUUUGAUGUUGAAAACAUAGCUCUGUAUGAACGACAGCCAUAAUUGUUUUGCUAAACAGGAUCCGAGAAAACAGCUGUGAAGAUUUAUCAGAUAAAAUUUAUAUUCACAACAAGAUGGGAUGCGAUGGUGGAACAAUACCCACAAGGGAUGAGUUGGUCAGGACAAAGAAAAAACCUGAACAGAAAGACAAAAUGGCUGACUUGGCUGCCAAAUGGAAACACUGUGCUAUCUCACAGGAACCCUUAAGAUCUCCUAUUAUGAGCUGUGAAUUUGGUAGACUGUACAACAAAGAAACCGUUUUGGAGUUCCUCCUUGAUCGAAACAGUUUUGAGUGUGCUCAGAGUUUCAGUCAUCUCCGAGGGUUGAAGGAUAUUAAGGAAGUGAAGCUGACUGAGAACCCUGGAGAUUCCAGGCCAAAGGCAGAAAAGGGAGAUGGUUACAUUGAUACGCUUGCUUCACAGUAUAUAUGUCCUGUGGUGGGCUUAGAAAUGAAUGGGAUGUUCAAAUUCUGUUUUCCAUGGACAUGUGGUUGUGUGGUUUCAGAGCGGGCUCUGAAAGAGGUGAAGUCAGAUACUUGUCAUAAGUGUGGUGAAAAAGUGGACAAGGAAGAUGUUGUAAUACUCAAUGCAAGUGAGGAAGACUUAGAAGUGAUGAGAGACCGAAUGAAAAGGAGAAGAUUAGCAGCUAAACUGGAGAAGAAAGCUAAGAAAGCAGAAAAGAAGAAGUCUGACAUCCCUGUUGACCAAUGUGCUGAAGGCAGUAGCAGCAAGAUCACCUGUUUGGUUCCUGGAAAAUCAAAAUUUACAAAUGGUAACAGAGUUGCCUCAAACACUAAAACAACAGGCAAGAAUUCCAAGACAGCUUCUGGAAGCAAUGAAAGCCAGGGUCAAACAAGUCUCCAGAAGGACUCUAAAAACAGUAUGGUUUACAAGUCAUUAUUUACAUCAUCAGAAGAGUGCAAGAAAAAGCCUGAACAACACUGGAUUACCUACAAUCCUCUCUAUUUUUAGAUAUUUAAGGACAUUCCUGUCUGCUUGUAUAUGUUAUCAAAGAAGGUAUGUUUAGUGUUUCAUUCACCUCAUCAAACAACUAUGUUAUUAUCAUUUAUUCUACAGUUUUGUGUGAUCAGGAAAGCACCCACUGACUUGAGGCGCACCUUUUUUGAGGUAUAAAAUUCUUUAUAUGCUUUGUGA